This is a messenger RNA of Xiphophorus maculatus (southern platyfish), 946 nucleotides long. Its product is annotated as glutamyl aminopeptidase-like. Gene Ontology annotation, cellular component: cytoplasm. The record is from RefSeq and is a predicted model, not a curated record. The transcript has 2 exons. Lineage: Eukaryota; Metazoa; Chordata; Actinopteri; Cyprinodontiformes; Poeciliidae. Gene Ontology annotation, molecular function: zinc ion binding; metalloaminopeptidase activity; peptide binding. The annotation marks the transcript as partial. Gene Ontology annotation, biological process: proteolysis; peptide catabolic process.
AUUAUCCUUUUACUUCUCCUCCUCUUUCCUCUCUCCUCCCCACAGUAGCACAGGGACAAACUUUCACACAUCUAAUCUAAACCUAGCAGCAGCUCCUGAUUCCAGGAAAAACUCAAAGCUUUUUUACCUCCAGACGUUUGGAGUUUGCAGAGUUAGCAUGCCCCACAGCUUGUCCAUGGACUUGGAGAGAAAGGAGAAGCGGUACUGCAUUCGAGGCAAACAUGCAGCCAUCAUCUGUGCAGCGGUAGUGGUUUGCUCCUUGGCUGUUGGUUUAGGGGUUGGACUCACUAGACCCUCCUCCUCCACUCCAGAAUCCACACCAGCCCCUACUGGAGCCCCUACUGGAGCCCCAACAGAGCCCCCUCCUGACAGGGGGCCCUGUCUGGCUUCGUCAGACUCCAGCGGGGACUGGAAAAACUUCCGUCUGCCCGAUUACGUGAAGCCGAUCCACUACGACCUGCACCUGGAGCCAAACCUGGUGGAUGACACCUACACGGGCACAGUGGACAUCCAGGUGGAGGUGAGCCGACCCACCCGCCACCUGUGGCUGCACAUCAGGGAGACGUUCGUCAGCGCCAAGCCCAGGCUGAAGGUGCAGGACAGCCACGGGGUGCAGAGGGAGGUGGAGGUCAGCCACUGCUUUGAAUACAAAGCUGAGCAGUAUGUGGUGCUGGAGGCAGCGGAGGAGCUGUCCGCCACCGACACAGGAGAGGUUUACGUGCUCAGUCUGGACUUCCAGGGCUGGCUCAACGGAUCGGUGGUGGGGUUCUACAGCGUCGUCUACACAGAGGAGGGGAAGACCAAGAAGAUUGCUGCAACUGAUCACGAGCCGACAGAUGCCCGGAAAUCAUUCCCCUGCUUCGACGAACCAAACAAGAAAGCCACCUAUAAAAUCUCCAUCACUCAUGACAAAAACUACGGCGCUCUUUCCAACAUGCCGCCAGAG